UGUUAUUGAUGUCUCAUGAGCUUUCCCAAAGAAACAAGCCUUGACAUUUGCUGUUCAUCCUUUUCAUUUAGGAUGAUUAUUAAAGGUAAACCUCUGUUUCAUGUCAGAUGUAAACACUUGACAAGAAUGACGUCACAGGUACAACGCUUUGUACUUCCAGAUGGGGUAAAUUACAUUGGUUAUAAACAAAGGGUUCGUGAUGUCAACAGUCCUGGUGUUAUAUUUUGCUCUGGUUUUCUUUCGAGUUUAAAUGGUACAAAAGCAUGUUUUUUAGAAGACUACUGGGAGAGGAAUAAUUUGUCUUACUUGAGAUUCGAUUAUUUUGGACACGAAUUUUCAAGUGGUUCGUUGGAUGACUUUUCUAUUACCUCGUGGAAAAAGAACACGUUAGAUGUCCUAGACAAUUUAACAGAAGGUCCGCAGAUUAUGGUAGGUUCCAGUAUAGGUGGCUGGAUAUCCCUUCUGGUUGCAAUUGAACGGCGUGAGCGUAUACACAGCAUAGUUGGUAUUGCAAACGCGGCUGACAUGUUUUAUACAAGAUUAUCCAGUAUGCCACAGAAAGAAAUAGAUCUAGCUAAAAAUUCAGGUUACUUCGAAUUUAAGUCGGAAUACUUCGAAGAGUUGCGGGUUCCAUUUUCCUGUUUAGAAGAUUCAAGCAAAAAUCGGGUUUUAAACUCGGAACAAAUUCCAAUAUCAUGUCCAGUGCGGUUGUUACAUGGUAUGGGUGACAACACGAUUUCUUAUGAAAAUUCCAUCCAAAUUGCCAAAAAACUUCAAAGUAACGAUGUCAAGGUUAACUUGGUCAAAAAAGCCGAUCACCGUUUUUCAAGUUCACAUGAUUUGAAAAUGAUUAGUGAAACACUGGAUGAACUAAUAAGCAAGAAUUAAAAAUUUGUCUGGUUGAUUGGGAUAUCCGUUUUUUUGUCCGGACAUGCUCACAAGGCAGGAUCAUACAAAUCCGUUUCUUUCCGGUAAGAAGUUUUUCAGGGAACGCUUUUGCGUUUCAUAAAAAGUUUUGAAUUUCCUUAAUAACCUAAAAUUUGGACCUAAAAUAUUGAUUCUUUUAAA
Messenger RNA from Hydractinia symbiolongicarpus, 1068 nucleotides. Its product is annotated as palmitoyl-protein thioesterase ABHD10, mitochondrial-like. Gene Ontology annotation, biological process: protein depalmitoylation. Gene Ontology annotation, molecular function: hydrolase activity, hydrolyzing O-glycosyl compounds; palmitoyl-(protein) hydrolase activity. Bases 16 to 888 code for a protein of 290 amino acids. Gene Ontology annotation, cellular component: mitochondrion. The record is from RefSeq and is a predicted model, not a curated record. The transcript is spliced from 3 exons. Lineage: Eukaryota; Metazoa; Cnidaria; Hydrozoa; Anthoathecata; Hydractiniidae.